CACUGUAGUCCAGGGAGGAACCAGUCAGUCUUCCAUUUGCCCUUUUCUUGUCUUGCGGCGGCACCAUGACCCCUGAAGGGGCUCUUGGCUGCAUGUAACUAAGUAAGGGUCAAGGCAGAGCAAGCGGCACUUCAGCCUCCUACUUCUCGGCGGGCCUCUUACACAGUUGUUAUGACAUUGGGCUCCUCAAUGGCAGAGCAGAUGACCCAGCUGACAUUGCGACUCCUGGAACAGAUGCUGGAGCGGGAACGAGAAAACAUGGACAGUUCAGGACAGCAGGAGAAGCCAGAGAGAGCUCUGCAGAGUGCUUUGAGAAGAAGGAAGGACCUUCUACAGAGGCUCUGGGAACAGCAGCUGAUGGAUGAGUACACCCCAGACCAGGCCUGGCGGACACAUGGACGAGCCAUGGUGCCAGCCCUGAACCCAGAGGUGCCUCCCAUCGAUGUCUUUCCUGCUGCCUCCCCACCUUUGCCCCGACCCCCAGAGCCACCACGGAUCAUCCAGCACCAGGUCCCCCAGCCUCCUGCCACCAUCAUUCAGCAGCUACCCCAGCAGCCACUGAUUGCACAGAUUUCUCCUCCUCAGGCCUUUCCCACUCAAAGAUCAGGAAGUAUUAAGGAAGACAUGGUGGAGAUGAUGCUGAUGCAGAAUGCACAGAUGCACCAGAUCCUCAUGCAGAACAUGAUGCUCAAAGCCCUGCCACCCGGAACCACAGGGCCGCGUGCUCCUACCCUCCAGGAUGUUGCAGUCCUGACCUGGCUGUGUCCUCUGCAGCCGGGAGUCCUCCGAGCUGAAAAGCAGAAGCCACCCCCGGUCCACCACCACCACCACUAUGCGCCCACCACGCAGCUGCAGGCUGCCUCCAUGCCUGGCGCCCCUUCAGGCUAUGCCGGGUGGCCUCCAGUGGUUGCAGCUACUGCCCUCCCACAAGCAGCCAGCUUCUUACCCACUAUGAGCUUCCUAACUGAGCCGGCUAACUCCCAGCCUAGCAACCCCUAGCAUGCAAGUCUGCAGGGAGAAAGCUAGCGUCUUGUAGCGGGUAAGUGGAAAGAUGGGCCGGGUCACCUCUCCGCAUGGUAUGCCAACGAGCACAUUCACCCUGUGGUCAGGCCAGGAUGACCAGAAAAAAAAAAUUCAGUCUACCAUGGUGGCAGGUUGUA
Psammomys obesus (fat sand rat) is the source of this 1160-nucleotide messenger RNA. It is a transcript of the gene CUNH21orf58, whose product is annotated as chromosome unknown C21orf58 homolog. Lineage: Eukaryota; Metazoa; Chordata; Mammalia; Rodentia; Muridae. The coding region runs from base 172 to 999 and encodes 275 amino acids. The record is from RefSeq and is a predicted model, not a curated record. The transcript is spliced from 7 exons.